This is a messenger RNA of Zeugodacus cucurbitae (melon fly), 5124 nucleotides long. RefSeq lists its product as uncharacterized. The transcript has 6 exons. The record is from RefSeq and is a predicted model, not a curated record. Gene Ontology annotation, molecular function: transforming growth factor beta receptor activity; ATP binding. Gene Ontology annotation, cellular component: plasma membrane; signaling receptor complex. Gene Ontology annotation, biological process: BMP signaling pathway; protein phosphorylation; cellular response to growth factor stimulus. Bases 450 to 3425 code for a protein of 991 amino acids. NCBI's taxonomy places the organism in Eukaryota, Metazoa, Arthropoda, Insecta, Diptera, Tephritidae.
AUCGCUGCUGCCGCAAACAGUUGAGGCCGAACAACGACAACGAGCAGUAGCGAACAAAUUGCAAAAAAUCACUGGCGCCCGGUAAAAAAGCUGUUGUGUCCGAACGCUGUAAUAAUAAAUACAAUAAAUAAAUAAAUAAAAAUUUUAACAUAAAGAUUUGCAUGUAACGAAUGAGCACAGCAAAGUGAAUAUAAAUAAAUAAAUAAAUGAACGAAUAAAAGCAAACAAUGUAUGUGCUGAAUGAGUAGCAGAAAACCAACAACUAAACCAGCAAAGAUUUCGCAUAAAUCAAUAAUAGAUGAGUGCGACGCAAAUUUGUAUGCCGAACGCGCUGGAAUAAAACAACAAAUACAAUACAAGUAACAAAAACAAUACAUACAAUGCCAGCGACGCUUUCUUAUUAAAAAGUAGCUUAGCCCUCAGUAAUAGCAACAACCAAUAGCCAUAAAAUGUCUCCACUACGAUUAGUCUACUGUUUGGUGCUCUUCGCCUGUGUUCGAGCGAGUACGCCUGAACGUCCAUUCGCUUGCAUGAGUUAUAUGGAAGACGAGAAGUUCAUAAAUGACGACGAUGACUUUGACGAAUACUCGGCGAAUGGCGCGCAGGCGCAAUAUAGCGCUGAAAAUUCGAAUUCGCUGGAUGUAGAAGACACACCAAUUGAACCGGCAACGCCACAUCGACGCAUCUGCCAGGCUGAUUAUACCUUCUGCUUCGCACUCUGGCGACAAUAUCCCAAUGGCACACGCAUCGAGAAACAAGGUUGCUGGAAGGAGAGCACCGAACGCAAUGCCACUUGCAGUCAGUCGGAGUGUACGAGCUCUGCGCCCACAUCACGCAAUAAUUCGCUCUACUACUGUUGCUGUUCGGGCGAUUCCUGUAAUAAGAAUGUGGCCGUUGUGGAACCGGCACCACUGCAGCUCUCCAAACCCAUUUAUGGUGCUGACAAGAAUGUUUCCGUACGUUUCGAUGCGGGCCUUGGAGUCAUUCUAACGGUGAUAGUCGUACUGAUACUCUGCUUGUCGGUUAGCGGUUUUGCGGCCUACUGUUAUGUACACAAAAUAAAAGACAAAACGAUGCCCGAGGAAGCACCGUUGGCACCUUCCGGUCCUGGUUAUAGUUCGAACCUACGUAAUGUGGACAAUAUCAACUUGAUCUGCAUGCUCGGUAACGGUAAAUAUGGCACUGUUAUGAAGGGUUUACUGCAUGAUCAAGAGGUGGCUGUGAAGAUAUUUCCGGAAAGUCAUUAUCCAUAUUAUAUUAAUGAACGCAACAUCUAUUCGCUGCCAAUGAUGGAUAGUCCUGCAUUGCUGACUUAUUUUGGUUAUGACGAGCGUCACACAAUGGAGGGUAAAAUCGAAUAUCAAUUGGUGCUGUCGCUAGCGCCAAACGGCUGUUUGCAGGAUUGGCUAAUUGCUAACACCAUGAAUUUCGAGAUCUUCUGCGGCAUGGCGAAGUCCAUCACACGCGGUCUUUCACAUCUGCACACGGAGAUUAGUCGUGGCGAUGAGUACAAGCCAUGCGUCGCACAUCGCGACUUCAAUUCACGCAAUGUGCUCGUCAAAGCCGAUCGUACAUGCUGCAUAGCCGAUUUCGGCUUCGCUUUGAAAGUGUUCGGCUCCAAGUAUGAGUACCGCGGCGAGGUUGCCGUCGCCGAAACGAAAAGCAUUAACGAAGUGGGCACAUUGCGUUACAUGGCACCCGAACUCUUGGAGGGCGCUGUAAAUUUACGUGAUUGUGAGACAUCACUUAAGCAGAUGGAUGUCUAUGCUUUGGGGCUGGUGCUAUGGGAAGUGGCAACACGUUGUACUGAGUUUUAUGCGCCGGCGCAAAUGACACCAGCCUAUAAAGCACCCUACGAACAAGAGGUCGGUACGCAUCCCACCUUCGAUCAGAUGCAGGCUCUGGUGGUGCGUCACAAAGCAAGACCACUAUUUCCACCCGGUUGGGGUGGUGGCGCUGCGGCUAAGUUGAUCAAAGACACAUGUGAGGAUUGCUGGGAUCAUGACGCUGAGGCGCGUUUAACUUCGCUCUGCGCCGAGGAGCGCAUGCAGGAAGCAGCUGGUUUGCGACCACGCUACUCACACGCACAAUCACCUAGUCCGCUUUUGAGCGCCAACAACUUACUGGCCAACGAUCAUAUCGACGCGUCAGCGGUGCGUAUAUCUAUGGAGACUUGCAAUUCGGAGACGGCGUCAAUGCUGCAACCGCCACCAAAUCAGAAACUGCUGCCGCGCGCACAUAGCAUGGGCAGUGAGUUGGGUGGCAUGCCACCACAAACAGAGAAAAAUCAUCUCAUACACACGCAACAGCAACUACAACCAUAUCAGGGACGUAAUCCAUGUCAAGAGCGUAAUUUGGCGCCGGUCGCAACGCGUCCACCACAAAUACUGGUGGAGAAGAGCAAGAAGCACAGCUUUCAGACGGGUCAAGAGAAUAGUUUCUCAUGCCUCGAAGACGACGUUUCAGUAGAGGAUCUGAUCUCUGGCGGCAGCACGAAGAAGAUUAGCAAUUUUAUGACUGACAAUACUUCCAGCAUGGGUGAAGGCUUCCCCAAGCAACACAACACCGAUCGCAAGCUACGCGGCUGGCAUGGUGUGCGUGCGUUAAUACAAAAGAAACUCUUUCGUAAGAGUGACGUCGGCGCUGACGUAUACCAGCAACAAUUCGGUUAUGGCGAUGAAAAGUCCAACUUGGUGGACAAUCGUUAUGCGGCGGUAAUUAAGGGGCUCGACAAUACAGGCACUGAAAGACUGGCCAAGGCGGCCACCGUCAGCUAUAUCGACGAUCGGCAACGCUGUAGCAAUGGCGUUGCCACAACGAAAACCACAAUGCUCAGCGAUGUAUAUCCGCAUACGAGGCGACCCAACAAUCUCGACUUGAGUCCACUCAACGGCGCGGCAGUACCGGUAGCUGAGUGUAACACGCCGCUCAACAGCGCCACCUACAACAAAUCCAACUUAAUACAGAGCAUCGCAGAGGAGUUUAACGAUAGCGUAGCCAAAGUGCGUCUACAGCAAUUGGACACGCGCACGAGUACGCCCUGUCACGUAGUGCCGCGUUCACUUUCGACCAGUCUGAUAAAGAACAUGAAUCGUAAUAAUAAUAAUCUCACGAAAAGUGAGCUAAAUACUGUGCAGCCGGCGAAGUGUACGCAGCAGUGUCCGACAACGCCAACAACGACCAACUCGGCUGGUCAACUCAGCGCGCCGAAUCACGCCGACAUACUGUUCCGGCGACAGCGCAGUCUUGAGAUGUUCCGCGAAGUAUUCAGUGGGCGUGGCAGCACGGAACGACUGCGCGACCCUAGUCAACGCGUGAAAACGCCGGGUGAUGUGCCGCCCUCCGUGCGUAAAGUGCGCGCCUCCAAGACACUCAGUCUCUACGACGAUCGUAUGAUGGACUCAUCCACGCUGAAUAUACUAUAGCAUGAGGAAGUUCUGCUGCUGGAAUUGUAAGCUGUUCGACGAGACGGUACGCUUACAAUUGCGGCAGACAGAACAGUUGUGUUAUAAAUGAAAGUAGACGAAGUGCUUCGUUGAAAAUACUCGCGUGCUCGGCACAGCUCAGUGAGUGGAGUGCCGACGCAUGCGCUGAGAUUGCAAUACAACACAAGAAUUCUAUUUUACAUACAUAUUUAUGUAACUAUAUGACCCAGUUGUAUUCUAUAUAUAUAUUCUACAAGGAAAACUCUACACAUAUACAUAUGUAUAUCUGUAGAUAUGUACGUGUUUGUAUAAGUGAAAUAACCAAAGUCCUUAUAGUGUAAUUUUUGAAUGUGUUUUUGUACGAGAUUUAUGUAACUCAUAAGAAUCGUGUCUGUAAGCUAGUCUUAAGUGUGUGUACUAUAGUUAACGUGCAUAUAUGUAUGUGUAUAUGUUACUAAGUAAGUGUAAGUUGUAUGUGCAUUAGAAAAGAAAUGAUGAGAAAAGGAUCACAGAUCACAGAUCAACAGAAAUGUCAGCCAUUGUUUGUUGUUACAGACAAAAAGUAGUAAGGAAAAGAAACUGUAUUUUGUAGAACUCUUAUUGUUAGUAACGUAAGACAACCACUGUACAUCACUAGGGAAUUUUCAUAGCGUUUAUGGUAACAACUAUGUAUAUUAGGGUGGUUCUUAAGUGAAGGCGGAUAAAAACUCUCAAACAAAAUUUCGGAACUAAAUUCUUUUAGCAAUAUUAUUAUGAGCGAAGUAAAUGAAAAAUAAAUUGUAUGCCGUUUGCAGGCAGUUAGGGUGUGUAUUAGUUGAAAACAUUUAUUUGAUUAUGACAUUUUUUUUGUUUUUUUUUUGGAGUUUAAACACAGUUGUACAAUAGUUUAUACAAUAAUUAUAUUAACAAAUUAAAUUUUUCUGAAAAUUGCACUGAAAAAAUUCCUGCAUAAAACUUUAAGAACCACCCUAAUAUAUAUGUACGUAUAUAUUGUUAUAUAAAAACAGCAGAAAGUAUUGGUCUACAACUUUGCUUCUGCCGUUUUUUUUGUAUAUAAAAACGGUUACAAAUGUCGAUGAGCCUCAGCCACACAUUUCUUGGAACUAAAAAAGAAAAGCAAAAUUUCCUGCAAAUGUCGAUAAUUCGGCUCAAAAAGUGACAUUUUCAGUUGAGGAUAAGUUUGGGAUGCAAACAGAUCUCUUCAAAUAUUUUGUUGGGUUAAUGUUGACACAAAUGUCCAAGAUAUAUAUAAAAAAAUCAAUUUAAUCGACCAGUGCUUUACCCUAGAGACAUCUAUUGGAUAACGGCGGAAGCAAAGUUGUAGACCAAUAUAUAUAGACAUUUUAUUAACAUUUUUUACUUAUUUUCCAUCAAAAAUUAACAGCUAUAUAUAUGAGGGUGGUUCUUAAAUUUAACGGAAUAUUAAAAAAAAAUAAUUUUGUUCGCGAUUGAAGACACUAAUAGUGUGUAAAAGAUAGCAAACUAAAUAUUUGGUUUAAUUCGUGGUGCCCUGAACCGUUUCUAAACAGUUUCGAAAUAUAAUAUGCGACAAUUUUUACCAUAUGAAAUUACACGAAAAUAAUUUGUUUUCGCUAUAUUCUUUAAGAACCAUCCUAGUGAGUGGCUGUUUGUAUAUAUAAAGUCAAUACAAAAUAAAAAGACAUAUUAUUUACCGUUUUACAUACUUUCAAUCAAAAAU